Molecule: messenger RNA, 444 nt
Organism: Lentinula edodes (shiitake mushroom)
Lineage: Eukaryota; Fungi; Basidiomycota; Agaricomycetes; Agaricales; Omphalotaceae
Exons: 2
Source: RefSeq, a predicted model, not a curated record
CAUAUCCUUCGAUUACUGGCGACCCACCAUAUUCUCCGCGAAGUCAGUACGAAUGUUUUUGCCAACAACCGACUUUCCUCGAUUCUCGACACAAGAAAAGCAUUUGAAAAACUGAUGCGAAAGCAAGUUCUCAGUCUUCUUGAGAUGAGGGCAUGGUUCAUUGGCCACUCCUAUAGUCCGGAGACUAAGUACAGCGAUACUAACGGUGUCUCAGCUUUCUUUGGGAUGUGCACGGGCGAUUUGUUCAAAUCUGCUGGAUUACUCACAGAAACAUACUACCUAUCUCCGCAAAAACCCAAGAAUGGACGAGAGCCGACAAGGGCACCGUUCAACCACACGUUUAGCUGCAAACGUGCUGGGUUCUUUGGCUGGCUCGAGGGUGAUGGCAUCGAAGGGAAACAAGUCAACGGGCUUGGCCGAGGCGUAGAUCACCUUCCCGGAGUG